CCCCUCCGCGCCGCGAUCGACGAGGACGGCGGGAUGGCGAUCAGCCUGUUCGGCGACGCGCUGCGCAGCCUGGAGCAGGUGCGCCCGAGGAAGCCGAUCAAGCCGAUCCCCGGCGGUGAACUGCCGACGCCUUCUCCGCCGCUCCGGCCGUUCUCCGGGUCCGUAUGGGCCACGGGCCGCGAGCAGCUGGUGCCCGCCGCGAGCCACGAGGACACGCUCGAGUGGGCGCUGCGGCCGGCCCUGCUCGUCGGCCACGUCCUGGGCAUCUUCUCGUGCAGCAGCGGCCCGAAUCCGAGGCGAGUGAACCAACCCCCAACACCUGGUGCCUCGCGCGAACCAACAACCUAACAACCAUGUUUGCCUGGUAAACGCCACGGCAUAAGGUUUUAAGCAUACAACGCAAUCGGCGCAAUCUCUAUAAGGGGCUUGGCCCUCCAAAUAAUAUUAUGGGGUCCCACAAGUAUCUCGGGGUCGAUAGGAGCCACGUGAUAUUUCUACCUUGGGGUGCGAAUAUCAUGGGGUCACGUGGUUUCGCCUGGACUCCUGCAGUGACAUCCGCGCA
Messenger RNA from Frankliniella occidentalis (western flower thrips), 562 nucleotides. RefSeq lists its product as uncharacterized. Lineage: Eukaryota; Metazoa; Arthropoda; Insecta; Thysanoptera; Thripidae. The transcript is spliced from 2 exons. The record is from RefSeq and is a predicted model, not a curated record. Bases 34 to 348 code for a protein of 104 amino acids.